UGCUCAACUUUCCCUUUCGCACAGUGUUUUUGUUAACGCGUUUCCUUCAUAUUUCGUCAUUGUGUUCUUUCACCAUACCCACUCUUCUCUUCAUCACUAAACUAUAGAAGUAUUAAUUCACAAUGUCAACAAUCAUCAGAGACCGUAACGGCAAUCCCAACCCCAACCCCAACCCCACACCACCACCACCACAAUCCAUCACCAUCACAAUCCUCGACCACUCUCUCCCAUCCUCCACUCACAACCUCUACGACAUCACCUUCGACUCCAUCUUCACGAUCCAAACCCUCCUAACCUCCACCCCUUCCAUAGUCGACGCCUGGUUCCUCGAAACCCACCGUCUCCAUCCCUUCCCUCUCCUCGUCGGUCUCGACAUCGAAUGGCGUCCUAACUUCCAACGCGGCCAAUCAAACAAAACCGCCGUCCUCCAACUCUGUAUCAACAACCGCUGCCUCGUUUUCCAAAUCAUCCAUUCCCCUUUCGUUCCUACUUCCCUAUUAACGUUCCUUGCUAACCCUAAUAACAGAUUCGUUGGAGUUGGAAUUAAAGAAGAUAUUGAGAAGCUUCUAGAAGAUUAUAAUAUUAGUGUUGCGAAUUUUGUUGAUUUGAGGAACCUUGCUGCUGAUGUGUUGAAUGAUCAAGAAAUGUUGAGGACUGGGAUUAAAUCGUUGGCGGUACGUGUGAUUGGGAAAAGUGUUCAGAAACCAAAGAAGGUUUCGAUGAGUAGAUGGGAUAAUCCUUGGCUUUAUGCUGAUCAGGUUAAGUAUGCUACCGUUGAUGCUUUUGUUUCGUUUGAGAUUGGUCGUCGUUUAUAUUCUAUUCAGAAUCAGAAUUGAUUUCAGUGAUUUAUGUGUGUAGUGUGUUUGGUUUUGUUUUGUUUUAUUCUGUGAUUUUUCAGUGUUGUAGUAUUUGGGGAAUUUUUGUGUAUAUGUGUUAAUGACAGUUAUUAUUUCUGGAUUUUGGAUUGAAGUAAUUAAAACUUCAGAUUUGAAGGAUUUAAUAUCAUUUCUGUAUGUUUUUCUUUUGAA
Trifolium pratense (red clover) is the source of this 1028-nucleotide messenger RNA. Its product is annotated as Werner Syndrome-like exonuclease. Gene Ontology annotation, biological process: nucleobase-containing compound metabolic process. Lineage: Eukaryota; Viridiplantae; Streptophyta; Magnoliopsida; Fabales; Fabaceae. Gene Ontology annotation, cellular component: cytoplasm; nucleus. The transcript has a single exon. The coding region runs from base 123 to 836 and encodes 237 amino acids. Gene Ontology annotation, molecular function: 3'-5' exonuclease activity; nucleic acid binding. The record is from RefSeq and is a predicted model, not a curated record.